AUGUAAGCUGAUAGUUUUCAUUCUGUGCUUUCAGAUAAGCAUCCUAGAUAUAAUCAGUUUAUAAGUUCUUAACUUUUUACUGGGUAUAAAGUUCGAGGAAAGGACAAUUAAAAAAAAUAUCACAUUGUUUCAAGUCCAUCAGAAGAUUAAAAAAUGACUACAUUAGAAGAUUAAAAAAUGACUAACAACUUUUCAGUAUCUUAGAGUUAUUUAAAUGCAAUGAAAGCAUUGUAAGAAAAGAUUAAAUAGCUUGAAUUAGAGAAUUCAAGUUUAUAGAUUUUGAUGGUACAUAAAAAAUUCAUCAUUAGUCAUCAAAUGAUAAAAAGAGUAAUUUAAAAUCAAAUGAAAUAAAGCGAAAAGAAACAAGUUUACAUUUAAAAACAAAUGACAUUGUAUUGGUUAAAGAACUAGAGUAAAAACUCAUGUAACAGGAAUUUACAAGUAAUAUCAAAAUUGAAGAUUAUGAAUGUAAAAUAGCAUAAUUAUAGCAUAAUUUACUAAAUAUUAUAUAAUAAACUGAUCAGAAAUUUAGGGAAUUUAUGGAAGAAAUCUAAAAUUUGUAUGUUUUUUAAUGUUAUUUAAGGACUGAGUAAUUGAGGAUUUAAGAAGAAAACAACAAAAAUUAUAGGAAUAAAGUAAAUUAAUAUACAAUAACAAUUUAAUAAGAAAAAUAAGUAAAUAUUAUAAUUAAAUAGAACUAUUCCAACUUAUAGUUUCUGUUAGAAUAAGAAUAAAAUGAAAAAAGAUUUUUGUUAGAAAUAACUGAAAAAUUAUAAUCAGAAUUAUCAAAGUUGAAAGAGAAACUAUUUGAGACUGAUAAUUAUAUUGAGUAAUAUGCAGAAUAUUAUAAUGAUAAAAAAAUUAGAAGUAAUAUAAUAAUUAAUUAAGAAUUGGAAGAUGAAAAUAAUAAAUUAAAAUAUUAAAUAGAUAAUAUAACAAUAGAAAAUGAAUAGCUUAAAAAAGAGAUUUAAAAUUUAAAAUUGAAAUAAAAUUUAAUAAAGAAAAAACUUGAAGAGUCAGAAUAUAAAAGAGUUUAGAAAUUUUCAGAAUCCAAUAUUAGAAUAGAGUAAUUAAGAUAAUAAUUACUUUCUCUAUCUUUUAAAUCUAAUUUAUCAACUCUAAGUCCAAGAGUAACAAAAAAAUAAAAUAUUUAAUAAAUAUUAUCUAAAGAAAUGUAAAUAAAACCAUAAAAAGUUAGAGAUUUACGUUAAAUAAAAAGCAAGAGUUUAAAUAAAAUAAUUGAUCAUCAAUUUUUAACUUAAUCAUAAUCAAUUUAAAAUAAUAACUUUGUAUAAUAAAAAUAAUAAGGAAAUGAUUCAUAAAGUAGUGGUGUAAGUAGAUUGAUUGUUAAGACUUUAGAAGAAAAUUAUCCAUCUUAGUAAAAAAAUGAAGAUCUCAAUCUGAAUACAGAUGAAAUCAUUUAGACUGAUUAAAAAAUUAAUAGAAAACAAUAAAAAUAUAUUGAAGUUAUUGAAAGAAUCAAAUUCUUGGAUGAACUUUUGUCAGCAUUAAAUUUAUAAUAUUAAGAUAUUGAAGAAUAAAUUCAAUAAUAAACAGAUUUAAAUAUCAAAAAAUAAAAAAGAUAGAAAUUACUUGAGAUAAUUGAUUAAAUGUAAGAAGUAAAUAAAGAAUUAAAUGA
Paramecium sonneborni is the source of this 1639-nucleotide messenger RNA. The record is from the annotation of a GenBank genome assembly. NCBI's taxonomy places the organism in Eukaryota, Ciliophora, Oligohymenophorea, Peniculida, Parameciidae.